Messenger RNA from Betta splendens (Siamese fighting fish), 2468 nucleotides. Its product is annotated as rhotekin-like. The transcript has 12 exons. The coding region runs from base 775 to 2238 and encodes 487 amino acids. Gene Ontology annotation, biological process: signal transduction; actomyosin contractile ring assembly; mitotic cytokinesis. Gene Ontology annotation, cellular component: actomyosin contractile ring. The record is from RefSeq and is a predicted model, not a curated record. NCBI's taxonomy places the organism in Eukaryota, Metazoa, Chordata, Actinopteri, Anabantiformes, Osphronemidae.
AAAACAAGUUAAACAGCUGUACAUAGAUUGCAUACAGAUUAAAGCCAGGCACCACAUUCUGGCAGCGUGCAUGAGGAAUCUCAGGUUUUCUUCCUCGUGGCCAAAGACUUCCUGUAUUCGUGUCUUGCUUCGUGUGCUACCAGAGAAUUCAAGGUCAGAUGUGUGCUGUUGUAGAGUUGCUUGUUUCCAGUGGCAGGUCAAGCGAAGCGGCCCCCGAGAGCUUUACAGGGGAAGGGGGUCGCUGCGUGGUUCCUCCACAUACCACUGCUGAGAAAUCUGCUUGUGGUCCUUCAUGGCUGCUGUUAUUUGUCAUGUCCCAGUAAGUAGCUGCUGUCUCUUUAACUUUAAAGGGGCAACUUAUGCACUGGCGGUUGAAUUAUAGUGAGUAAAAGCCUGUGGGCUGUAUGUAAUCACUCAGAGUCUUAGAUCUGGCUUUUGAUCGCAACCCUGAAAAGGAGCUCAGGUUUUAUGUCCUUUUGUUAGACGUUGAAUGUGUAGUACUAGUAAAUCUUUAGUAGAUAUAUAUCAGUGUGUGGAUCUCGUACGUUGAGACAUUUGCGUGUUAGCGCUGUCAGAAUAUAAGACUUAAGGCCCGCGAAUCCCCUAAUCCCUGGUGCCACAGCCUCUUAUAGUGAGGCUUAGGACUGUUUUGAUCUCUGUUGAGUAACUAACUGUUCUGGCUGCAGGUUUCUCUUGUAGUCAGCUGUAAGAUUAGUCAGUCCACGCACCGUUGUGUCUGCACAGAGGCUGGAGCUGGUGCUGCACAGAAGGAAGAUGGACGAUGACACCGCCAACCAGGACAAAGAGAUGCUGCAGCAGAUCGAGAGGGAGGUGAGGAUGCAGGAAGGAGCCAGUAAGCUCCUGGCGGCGUGUUCCCAGAGAGAGCAGGCCCUGGAGGCCUCCAAGAGCCUGCUGACGUGCAACGCCCGCAUCCUGGCCCUGCUCGGCGAGCUGCAGCGGGCGAGGAAGGCUCGGGUCCUACGCAGAGGGAGGCGCAGAUCAGGAGAAGAUCUGGUGCCGUGUUGUGGUAAAGUGGCUCUCUCAGACCUGCGAGUCCCUCUCAUGUGGAAAGACUCCGAGUACUUCAAAAACAAAGGAGAGCUGCAGCGCUGUGCCGUGUUCUGCCUGCUCCGGUGCGGAACCCAAAUCCGCGACACCGACCUGGUGAUGGUGGACAGGACGCUGACCGACAUAUGCUUCGAGGACACCUUCGUAUUCCACGACGCGGCUCCCGACUUCCAGCUCGGCGUCGAGCUGUACAGCGGCCGCGUGCCGGAGGACGUCCCCGUCGCGGCCCUGGGGCCCAGGAGGAUCGGCCGCCUCGGGGGCUCCCUGGGGUGCUCCUCGGGGAAAAGGAUCCGCGGCGCGUUCGAGUCCGCCACCGGUUGCGGCUCCGCUUCCAGCGAAGGAGCCUCGCGGCCCGGAAGUCUGUCGCCACCUUUGUCGCGUGACUCAUCACUGGUGCCUAAGUAUAACCUGCUGGCUCAUGCAACGCUGGGACUCGAACACGUCCAGGACGGCUUCAAGACACACGAUUUGUCCCUGUCGGCGUCAGGUCGGGUCCGGUUCCUUUGGUUUGGUCCAGUCUUUGCCUGUUGUCGCUCAUCUCACUGUGUGAGCUGUGUCGUUGCAGAGGACAGUGCUUUUUGGUUGCCUCUGUACGGAAACAUGUGCUGCCGCGUGGCAGCUCAGCCUCUGUGCAUGACUGAGCCCGUGAUGAGUGGCCGACUCCAGGUCAAGCGAGAAGAGGAUCUGACAGAGUGGGAAUCGUUCUAUGGAGUCCUCAGGGGGCAAAAUUUGCUUUGUUAUUCGAGUCGAGACGACCUGAGGCCUGAUGAGUCUGAGGAGAGGCCGUUACUUGUAAUCCCCAUCACCAAGGACGCCGCGAUCAGCGUGUCCGAGGGAGACGCACUCCGUUCCCAGCAGGCCGUGCGCGUCGCCACGCAGCGCGACGGGGGGGACGCGUCGUACCUGCUGAGCGCGCACACGCGCGAGGACGCGCGGCGCUGGACGGAGGCGCUGCGGCAGCACACCUGUAACACAAGCCACUGGAAGCAGUGCUGCGAUCACCUCAUGAAGAUUGAAGCGCCGAGCUCCAGAAGAUCCAUCACAGUGAAGCAGGGCUCACUUUACCACGAAAUAGUAACGCCCCGCGCUCCCAGCGAAGGACCCGCGGUGCCAGAUUUAUCGGUUGAGAUUCGCGCCCUGCUUUCUUCCUACAACAAGGAAAGUUAUUGAUGAACCCUCCACCGGCGAAGGGAGAGGCUCCUCGGGCUCCAUGUGCUUCCCAUGACUGGUCAAGGAAAAGGACAUGAUAAAUGGUGCUAUUUCAAAACCUGCAGAGGACGCGGCCAAAGCCGCCGCCGCAGCAGUUAUUUUUCAUUCCCUCGUGGAGCUGAACUUUUUUGCCCAGUCAAAACACUGAUGGAGAAAAUAAAUGGCAGGCAGUCAUACCUGUAGAUAAUAGA